This is a messenger RNA of Capsicum annuum, 919 nucleotides long. RefSeq lists its product as uncharacterized. The transcript is spliced from 2 exons. The coding region runs from base 358 to 786 and encodes 142 amino acids. NCBI's taxonomy places the organism in Eukaryota, Viridiplantae, Streptophyta, Magnoliopsida, Solanales, Solanaceae. The record is from RefSeq and is a predicted model, not a curated record.
ACCAUUUUUUCCUCCCACCAGCCACCUUCCCCCUUUCUUCUCUCUUCCUCUCUUAGAAGCCAUGGCUGCCACCGCUGCGAACAAUAACAACCACCGCAACACCCUUUUACUUUUCUCUCCCUUCUCUCUAAGCCAUAACUGCCGCCGCCAUCACCGGCGAAAUCCCUCUCCGUCGCCUCCUCUUCUAUUCCCUUCCCCCUUAUCACCUUGACCGACCAUUAUCGGCAAAACCACAGCGAAAGCAACCCUCCGCCGCCUCCUCUGUUCUCCUUCUAGCCGCCGUCCCUCGCAUGCAACAUCACCGGUCCCUACCGGUAACCUACCACGUUAAACCAGCCAGCGAGCCACACCAACAAAAUGCCAGCAGCACCACCAGCCGGUGAAGCAGCCGUCAACAACAGCCGCCGCCUCUCCCUGAACCAGCGUCGGCGACACCUUUUCCCCCCUCCUCCAGCGGCGACUCCACCAAGAACCGUCGCCAUAAAAGGCCCAUCCAUUGCUAGUCGCCACCCGCCACCUCACUUGUCAUCGGUGAAUCACGGCAGAUUCGUGACGAAUCCGUCCCAGGUACUUUGGUCGAGUUGUGCUAGAAUGUUGCCGCCUUCAGAGAUAUCUUGCCUUAAUUUACUUUUUAUUUCUCUUUUAUUACGAUUCAAAUCUGUACUAAUGUGUUGUAUAAACAUCUGUGUAAUAAUAAAUUAUGGGGACUGUUUGGGAGCAGGGUUUUAUGUGCUUUACGUACCAUGUGAAUCACUUAGGCAAACCAAUUUAGGAUUCGUUACUUGACUUAUUUGUCAUUUAGGCAAAUCUAAUUUAGGAUUUAUUUUAAUUACUUAGAAAUCAUGUUUUAGGAGUUUAAUUAAUGUUUGAAUAUGAUCAUUUAAUUUACAACAUGUUUAUUUACUUUUGGCAUGUUUAA